AAGGGAUUUCUGCUGGAGGAGCGAAAUGAAACUCAAACAAUUCCUUCUCAGAUAUUAUCCACCAGGUGAUGAACAUGUUGUUGAUGAUGCUAAGAUACUUGAUAAUUAAGAUACUAAUGAAUGUUUGAACAAGUAGCUAGCUAAUUAUUUGUACCGUUUUGUGCAACUACACAGCAACUUUAACAGUAGUGCUGUUCUGACCUAGAGCUAGCGGACUAGGCUAGCCCAGAGCCAUAACCUUAGGUCUCUGUGCUAGCCAGACCAGUUAACUGUAACAGCAAUUUAAUGCAUGACGCACAAGUUGAAGUUACAAGUAGGCUCAAGUAACUUGUAUCUUACACUUGGUCGGGUUUUGAAUAUUGAAUUGAUGCCUUUUGUUCACAGGUAUCAUCCUGGAAUAUGAGAAAGGAGGAGCUCUGAAGAGUAAAUCCAUUGAUGUGUUGGAUUUGUCUCCAGAGUGGGUAGACAAUAGUAUAAUUCAUGUUUAUGAAUGAGAUGCUGUGUUUAGUGAUCAUGAUAUGUACAGGGCUGCCAACUUUUGAAGAAAGCUUCGAGUGAGAUUUGCUAUGUGAAUUUCAUUGCCCUCUGGCACAACCCCUAGAGGGCGGACUGGGGGUCCUCCCUCAUGAAAAUUGUACUGUUUUAAAGAUAGUUUCCUGCAAUUCUACGUAUUUUGACAUGGCUUAGGCCUAUGACCAGGGUAAAAAAAUAAAAACACAGGUCAGGUGUAUUCAGGAUGCUUUGAACAUUAAUUGAACACUCAAACUUUGACCACUUUGUUACUUAGAGAUUUUGGGGGGAUGACAUUUAAAGUAUGCUAACAUUUUUGUAAACAUAUUUUUUAGGUGGUUUGACACUUCAUUCAGACAGUAAUGGAAUUAGAUAGGGAGACAGGCUAAUGAUAGAAACAGUGGGAAGGUUGGAAACAGGGAUUGAUCCCUGUUCUCAGGUAGAAAGUUGCAUGCAACAAUUACCGGGGAGUGUUACCACUAGGGCUGUUGCGGUGACCGUAUUACUGCCACACCGGCGGUCACGAGUCAUGACGGCAGUCAAAUUCCACCAGACCAUUUAGUCAUGGUAAUAUGCUUCUCCAAGCUCUGAUGCUGCUGAUGGUCAUUAGUAGCCUACCAAACUUGGUAACUGCCUGGUACUCAGCACUCUAUUGUCCAUCUAGUCACUCUGACAUCAAUGCAAAUGUUAUCGAAAAUCGAAUCACACUGCAUGAGAGCCAAUGAGCUCAUGUUGCGCAACAUUUCUAUAGGCUAUGCAAUUGAGUGAGAAAACAGAGUGAUGGCCUCUAUUAAAAAGAGGAGGAUCCCAUCAGCUUUCUAUAGGCUAGGUCUACUAUAUUUAUUUCUCUACUUUCCUAAUAUUAAGCACAUUGCCUCUCUUUACAACAGGAGUAUAGCCUACCUGGCUGCUAUGAAAAUGAACCUGGGAAAAGUGUCCUCCAUUCACAGGAGGUUGGUGGCACGUUAAUUGGGGAGGAUGGGCUCGUGGUAAUGGCUGGAGAGGUGUGAGUGGAAUGGUAUCAAAUACAUCAAACACAUGGUUUGAUGCCAUUCCAUUUGCUCCAUUCCAGCCAUUAUUAUGGAGCCAUCCUCCCCUCAGCAGCCUCCACUGCCUCCAUUCGCUAUUUACACUACCAGUCAAAUGUUUGGACACACCUACUCAGUCAAGGGUUUUUCUUUAUUUUUUAACUAUUUUUUACAUUGUAGAAUAAUAGUGAAGACAUCAAAACUAUGAAAUAACGCAUAUGGAAUCAUGUAGUAACCAAAAAAGUGUUCAGCAAAUCAAAAUAUAUUUUAUAUUUGAGAUUCUUCAAAUAGCCACCCUUUGCCUUGAUGACAGCUUUGCACACAGGGGUAGGUUUUUUUCCCCUACCCCUAUUUCGAGAGAGGUGCAUGAUAAUGGUCCAUUCUAAAUCAAAACAAAUUUCACACUUAUAUUAUUUACUAUAUGUAAAGACAAGAUUAAGUCAAGAAUAGUCUGAUGGGUGACAAUAUUAGCCUAUCACUUGUGAAUUAUAUAUUAUCACUUGUGAAUGAUGCCCAGCUUGUUUGCAGUAAGGCAAGAAAUACCUUUGUUUUGCAACUUUUUAAAAUCAUAGUUGCACACCUCAUGUAGCCAAGCCCAUAGGCCUAUAUGUUUUGAUAAGGUUUGUAUCACAACUAAAGUGGCCAAAUAACUUCUUAAAAUGAAGCACAUUAAUCUGCUUUACAACGGGUGUAGAGCCUAACUGGCAUACAUAAGCAGCGCAUGUGUUUCAAGUUUGGGGAAGAUAAUUCUCACCAUAAAAAUGCACCUUUAUAAUAAAAGCAUUAUAUGCAUAAUUGCAUUUGCGGUCACUUCCAGCGAAUUGAUUGCAUUUUGGAACAUUUGCGCUUAUAGCCUACUGUCGUGUGCGCAUUGCUCCGCUUAUAAUGUGAUGAAAUAGCUAAAUAGUUUGUCAACAUUUGAAGCUAAAUGUUCUGAUCUGUUGCGUCAGCCUCAUUGCUUGAAAAAUGUUUUUUUAUUCUAAUGGUUGUAUUAAUUUGGGAUCUAUCGCAUCCCACAACUGUCCCAUACUAUGUUUGGAAUAUUUAUUUCUCACACAGAGUAGAAUAGGUCAACUUUUGUUUUAUGGGGAUAGUAGAUUGACAUAGGCUAGUGCUUUUGCUGUUCGUUGGGCCUACUCAUCUUAUUGGCUGACGAAAAGUAAAUGUGGACAGUUCUUCCAAUAUCUUCAAUAUGCGCCUCGGAAUUGGAUAAGGACGGGCGCAGUUGUCUUCACUUGUAGCCUGUGAGAAAGACCCGAUCACAUGACGGGCAUUGGCUAAUGAGAAUUUAGCUAUCUGAAAGAGCCAUGUGAGUGAGAGGUGCUUUGGAGCAAGCAACCGGGAGAAGGGAAUUAUCAUUAUUAUAUUCAGCCCAAGGGCACAACGGCCACUGGCCGCAAGAGGCAUACAUUUUUUUAGGGGGCAUUACGGCCACACAAUUCAAGGCAUUAUCAAGUGCUUGUCAAAUUGUGAAUGAGAGACUGAUGAAGUGUGUACAGCCUGAGCAAAAAACAAUGCAGGGCUCAUGCCUUUCAUGCAACUUUUUUCAACUCAUCAUUAGAGAUGCAUCAUGCAGCCAUAGAAUGUAUUACAAAUGAAAACAUAUAGCCCAACUUUGUAUCACAACUAAAGUUGCAUAAAUAACUCUAAAUGAAGCAUAAUAGGAGGAUCUGUAUCUUUGUUAACCGCUCCACACAGAAUAGCUGCAUGUACGCAUUCGCUCAAAUCAUUUGGAGAAAAUAUCCUUUCUAUUUUAUUCAGCUACAGUUGAAGUCGGAAAUCUACAUAUACUUAGGUUGGAGUCAUUCAAACUCGUUUUUCAACCACUCCACAAAUUUCUUGUUAACAAACUGUAGUUUUUGGCAAGUCGGUUAGGACAUCUACUUUGUGCAUGACACAAGUAAUUUUUCCAACAAUUGUUUACAGACAGAUGAUUUCACUUAUAAUUCACUGUAUCACAAUUCCAGUGGGUCAGAAGUUUACAUACACUAAGUUGACUGUGCCUUUAAACAGCUUGGAAAAUUCCAGAAAAUGAUGUCAUGGCUUUAGAAGCUUCUGAUAGGCUAAUUGACAUCAUUCGAUUCAAUUGGAGGUGUACCUGUGGAUGUAUUUCAAGGCCUACCUUCAAACUCAGUGCCUCUUUGCUUGACAUCAUGGAAAUAUCAAAUUAGGAUUAAAUGUCAGGAAUUGUGAAAAACUGAGUUUAAAUGUAUUUGGCUAAGGUGUAUGUAAACUUCCGACUUCAACUUUAUGUUCAGUUGUAUUCUUCAUAUUAAAAUAAUGCCACGGAAUUCUAAGCAAAUCUUGUCUGCUAAAUGAACUAGUGUAGUCCACAGCCAUAUGGCAUAGCCAGAUCAAAAUCAAAUCAAAUCGAAUUGGUCACAUACACAUAUUUAGCAGAUGUUGCGGGUGUAGUGAAAUGCUUGUGUUCCUAGCUCCAACAGCGCAGUAGUAUCUAACAAUUCACAACAAUACACACAAAUCUUAAAGUAAAAUAAUGGAAUUAAGAAAUAUAUAAAUAUUAGGACGAGCAAUGUCGGAGUGGCAUUGACUAAAAUACAGUAGAAUAGAAUACAGUAUAUACAGUGGGGAGAACAAGUAUUUGAUACACUGCCGAUUUUGCAGGUUUUCCUACUUACAAAGCAUGUAGAGGUCUGUAAUUUUUAUCAUAGGUACACUUCAACUGUGAGAGACGGAAUCACAUUGUAUGAUUUUCAGAAAUCACAUUGUAUGAUUUUUAAGUAAUUCAUUUGCAUUUUAUUGCAUGACAUAAGUAUUUGAUACAUCAGAAAAGCAGAACUUAAUAUUUGGUACAGAAACCUUUGUUUGCAAUUACAGAGAUCAUACGUUUCCUGUAGGUCUUGACCAGGUUUGCACACACUGCAGCAGGGAUUUUGGCCCACUCCUCCAUACAGACCUUUUCCAGAUCCUUCAGGUUUCGGGGCUGUCGCUGGGCAAUACGGACUUUCAGCUCCCUCAAAAGAUUUUCUAUUAGGUUCAGGUCUGGAGACUGGCUAGGCCACUCCAGGACCUUGAGAUGCUUCUUACGGAGCCACUCCUUAGUUGCCCUGGCUGUGUGUUUCGGGUCGUUGUCAUGCUGGAAGACCCAGCCACGACCCAUCUUCAAUGCUCUUACUGAGGGAAGGAGGUUGUUGGCCAAGAUCUCACGAUACAUGGCCCCAUCCAUCCUCUUCUCAAUACGGUGCAGUCGUCCUGUCCCCUUUGCAGAAAAGCAUCCCCAAAGAAGGAUGUUUCCACCUCCAUGCUUCACGGUUGGGAUGGUGUUCUUGGGGUUGUACUCAUCCUUCUUCUUCCUCCAAACACGGCAAGUGGAGUUUAGACCAAAAAGCUAUAUUUUUGUCUCAUCAGACCACAUGACCUUCUCCCAUUCCUCCUCUGGAUCAUCCAGAUGGUCAUUGGCAAACUUCAGACGGGCCUGGACAUGCGCUGGCUUGAGCAGGGGGACCUUGCGUGCGCUGCAGGAUUUUAAUCCAUGACGGCGUAGUGUGUUACUAAUGGUUUUCUUUGAGACUGUGGUCCCAGCUCUCUUCAGGUCAUUGACCAGGUCCUGCCCUGUAGUUCUGGGCUGAUCCCUCACCUUCCUCAUGAUCAUUGAUGCCCCACGAGGUGAGAUCUUGCAUGGAGCCCCAGACCGAGGGUGAUUGACCGUCAUCUUGAACUUCUUCCAUUUUCUAAUAAUUGCGCCAACAGUUGUUGCCUUCUCACCAAGCUGCUUGCCUAUUGUCUUGUAGCCCAUCCCAGCCUUGUGCAGGUCUACAAUUUUAUCCCUGAUGUCCUUACACAGCUCUCUGGUCUUGGCCAUUGUGGAGAGGUUGGAGUCUGUUUGAUUGAGUGUGUGGACAGGUGCCUUUUAUACAGGUAACGAGUUAAAACAGGUGCAGUUAAUACAGGUAAUGAGUGGAGAACAGGAGGGCUUCUUAAAGAAAAACUAACAGGUCUGUGAGAGCCGGAAUUGUUACUAGUUGGUAGGUGAUCAAAUACUAAUGUCAUGCAAUAAAAUGCAAAUUAAUUACUUAAAAAUCAUACAAUGUGAUUUUCUGGAUUUUUUUUCUCACAGUUGAAGUGUACCUAUGAUAAAAAUUACAGACAUCUACAUGCUUUGUAAGUAGGAAAACCUGCAAAAUCGGCAGUGUAUCAAAUACUUGUUCUCCCCACUGUACAUAUGAAAUGAGUAAAGCAGUAUGUAAACAUUAUUAAAGUGACCAGUGAUUCCAUGUCUAUGUAAAUAGGGCAGCAGCCUCUAAGGUGCAGGGUUGAGUAACCGUGUGGUAGCCGGCUAGUGAUGGCUAUUUAACAGUCUGAUGGCCUUGAGAUUGUUUUUCAGUCUUUCGGUCCCAGCUUUGAUGCACCUGUACUGACCUCGCCUUCUGGAUGGUAGCGGGGUGAACAGGCCAUGGCUCGGGUGGUUAAUGUCCUUGAUGAUCUUUUUGGCCUUCCUGUGACAUCGGGUGCUGUAGGUGUCCUGGAGGGCAGGCAGUGUACCUCCGGUGAUGCGUUGGUUGGGCAGACCGCACCACCCUCUGGAAAGCCCUGUGGUUGCGGGCGGUGCAGUUGCCACACCAAGCGGUGAUACAGCCCGACAGGAUGCUCUCAAUUGUGCAUCUGUAAAAGUUUGUGAGGGUCUUAGGGGCCAAGCCGAAUUUCUUCAGCCGUUGUUGCGCCUUCUUCACCACACUGUCUGUGUGGGUGGACCAUUUCAGAUUGUCAGUGAUGUGUACGCCGAGGAACUUGAAGCUUUCCACCUUCUCCACUGCGGUCCCGUCGAUGUGGAUAGAGGCGUGCUCCCUCUGCUGUUUCCUGAAGUCCAUGAUCAGCUCCUUCAUUUUGUUGACAUUGAGGGAGAGGUUAUAUUCCUGGCACCACUCCUCCAGGGCCCUCACCUCCUCCCUGUAGGCUGUCUCGUCAUUGUUGGUAAUCAGGCCUACUACUGUUGAAUUGGAGGCGUGCGUGGCCACGCAGUCAUGGGCGAACAGGGAGUACAGGAGGGGGCUGAGCACGCAUCCUUGUGGGGCCCCUGUGUUGAGGAUCAGCGAAGUGGACGUGUUGUUUCCUACCUUCACCACAUGGGGGCGGCCCGUCAGGAAGUCCAGGACACAAUUGCACAGGGCGGGGUUCAGACCCAGGACCCCAAGCUUAAUGAUGAGCUUGGAGGGUACUAUGUUGUUGAAGACUGAGCUAUAGUCAAUGAAUAGCAUUCUAUUGGGGCGGUAUGCAAAUUUAAGUGGUUAUUAUAAUUGAUUCCUGGAGCAUUUCAUAUCCAAUGCUUAUUUGUAUGACUUGUUCAAAACUGUCCAUGAAUGGCUGCAAAAAUACAUAGCCUCAUAUCAUUAAUUUUCAAAGACACAAGUAGGCAUAUCAGAUAUCAAAUAUGUGAUUACACUGGCAAAGUUGGGAAGAAGUGGAAUAAUAAAAUAUGUUUGGGGAAUAACAGUAGUCUUCUUGCUGACAAGCACACUAAUUACCCUAUAUUUUAGCCCAUUGUUAAGAAUGAGAAUUGUUCCACUGAACAGACUAAAUAAAGUAAAUAAAUAAGAAAAUCUCCUGAAGACAACGUUACAUAAAUCUGCCCCUACACCCUAACCAAAUGAUUGUCCAAUGUAUUUUUCCACUCUAGAAUCAAACGUGCACUUUUGGGUUCACAAUCUGUUUGACAGAAUUAUUUUUAUAGUUACAAAAGGUCACCCUACCAAAUGUCCCUGCUAAAACAUACUGUAGGUCUGUCUGUCUGCUGCCUUUUUGUUGUCACAGCCUAAAAGCCAAUCACCAAAGGAGGGGACUAAUGCAAGUGUGGAUUAUAUCGACUUUAGUACAUGCUGUCAAAGGGCAAUAGAUUAAUGGACGGGAGUAACAUCAACCAAAUUUGGCUGACAACAUUUUACACGAAACAGUGUUACGGUGCUGCUCUUUUUACGGUUUUAUAAACUCAGCGAAAAACGUUCUCUUUCUCCAUUCGUCUCCACUCUAAUCUUGAGGGGCGUUUCUGUAAAACAUGCAUCCAAUCCCCUUGAUCCCUCACAUAGCUAGACCAAUAAUAUGCUUCAAUGUGACGCGGUUCAUGGUGCUGUGGCAAGACAGGGUAAUGAUAGAGGUUCUGCUCAUGAUGUUAAAUUGCAGGCGCAGAUGCUCCGAUUUCAAAACGAUUUGGAGCACAGUUGAAAAGUUAAUGCGAUGACUAUACAAUGGACUAAUUUGAAAAAUAAAAGCAGUAGUUUUCAAAGCGUGAGAUAUAAGAAGAGGGUCAAAUGCGUGUGUCUCACGGCCAAUGCGUGUGAGUUGUCAGCUCUGUAUAUAUGCAAUUGAUUAUACUAGUGCUAGUGUAGUAUGAUGAUGAAAAUACAGGUAGAAAAACACACCCACUAGUUCUUCACAACUUCGUCACUGAUCCUGCAACACAGUAUGAUGUCUAUUCCCCUUUUUUCAAUGACCAUGAUGCAUCACUCUGACAUGUCUCUAUCCAUACAGGACAGACAUCAAGGAGUUAAUAUCAGAGAUCAGGAAGUCGGAGCCACUGAUCACAGCAUCAUGCAUCGACCGAGUCAAACCCUUGAUCCUCAGACUGCAGGAGAAACUGGGUCAGCAGGACAACGCAGGUUCUACCUCUUCAAGGUCAAAUACAGCUUCCAUCUUUCUGAGCUACCUAUUUAUUUUCAUUAGGCUCUCUUUUUAAUGAUAAUGUUAUUGUCUGCCUCCUGAUUGUCCACCCUUGUGUGCAAGUGUACACUGGGAAAAGGGUGAAUAAUUGGGAUGCAGCAAUAGACAGCAAUUAACAGGCAUGACCACACUGCCAGUGCCUUGUGUAAACAGUACAGCCAUCCUGUAAUUCCUCAUUUGAACCCUAGAUGGCAGCAGGGGGUGGGAAUUAUAUAAUUCAGCACAUCAAAGCCAGAUGUAUUAUGUAUGGCUAUUACACGGUCAAACGCAUAGAUGUAAAUUUAAUUAAUGCUGUCAAGUAAACCGCCUCAGAGUAAAAAAAUAAAAUCCUCCUCCCUUCUCCCUUGCAGGCGCUGAAGGCACACAUAUUGCCACUGACGAAUGUUGUCUUCAAUAAAUCAGGGUCGAGGUAAGUUUAUCUGCACUGCAUGGAAAUGUGCAGAGAACCCCAGGCACUUGUCUUUCCGGGGUGCAGUAGAGGUAAACCGAUCUCUCUUUUUACACUCUCUGUCUCCUUUUCUCUCUCUUUCUGUCUCUUUCUCUGUUUCUCCCUCUCCCCUCUCUCUAUAUCUCCCUCUCUCUGUCUCUCUCUUUCCACCUCCACCUCUCCCUCUCUCUCUGCAGUUUUAUAACUGGGAGCUAUGACAGGACAUGUAAAAUAUGGGACACGGCAUCAGUCGAGGAGCUGCACACACUGGAGGGCCACAGGAACGUGGUGUACGCCAUUGCCUUCAACAACCCCUAUGGGGAACCACCUUCCUGUCACUCUUCCCCAGGUUUAAAAACACCAGGACCUGUAUUCAUAAAGCGUCUCAGAGUAGAAGUGCUGAUCUGGAUCUGGGACCCCCCUGUCCAUAUAAUCUGAUUCAUUAUUAUCUAAAAGGCCAAACUGAUCCUAGAUCAGUACUCCGACUCUGAGACUUAAGUCCCAGAGAGCCUUAUGCUUAUCCUAUGUUCCUCCGUUGUCUUACACUUAAGGCCAAGGGAAAGAGUUGGUCGUUAAAAGAAAGCAUUUUUCCUAUCUAAAAUCUUACCUUUAUUUCUCCUCUUUAAUCCAGGGACAAGAUUGCCACUGGGUCUUUUGAUAAGACCUGCAGGCUGUGGAGUGCAGAGAUGGGCAAAUGUUUCCAUACCUUCCAAGGACACACUGCGGAAAUAGUACGAGGGACUUUCUAAUCUAGAGAUGGAACUUUCUGAGAGAUUGGACUUGUCUUUCAGUAUAAAUAGGAUUGUAGUGAGCUUUGAAUCAGAUUUUCUAUGUGAAUGGCAGCUAACACUGUGCCGACCAGGUGUGUUUGGCGUUUAACCCUCAAAGUACCUUGGUGGCCACGGGGAGCAUGGACACUACUGCCAAGCUAUGGGACGUCCAGACUGGAGAGGAGGUGGCUACACUAACAGUAAAUUAGCUCUCUCUCUCUUUCUCAUCUCACUCUCUUUCUCUCCCUUCUCUCCUUUCCUCUCAUCUCCACACACUCUCACAACCAUCCAAGUCCACAUCCAUUCAUUAAUUACUUAAUUCAGUCAUUUAUAUGCAUUCAUCCUUUCAUUUUUUAAUAUGAUUAUUCAUGAUGUGCUGGUCCAGCAGUCACCCUGCUUACUGUGUGUUCUAUCCUCCCGUCAUAUGUGUGUAUGCAGAUGUGACUGUAAUACAUUCAUAAGGUAAUCUAUCUACAUGCUCAACUACAGGACAGGCAGCAGUUUCCUCCUGCAUGUGGGCACACUGUGUGGCUGUGUGUUCCAGAGAGGGAAUUCUGUGUGCUCCUCUACCCCUCCUCUCUACCCCUACUCUACCCCUUCUUCUUCAAUUAUUCCUACAUUAGUCAUGCUGGUGAAUAUAGUGACUCGAGCACAAAAAUACAAAUGUGUUCCUUAAACUGAAUUGGAUGAAAUUAUGCAAUUUAGCUUUUUCAAAGGAGAAAGAAUAGCUCAUUUAUUUGACUGUACUUUUGUGAACUCUGCAAGUGUAACGAAUCGAAUUCUCUCCUCUCGUUCAUGUUCGUUUUUCGUUCACUCUCUCUUUCUCUCUCCCUCUCUCUUCCCCACCCUUUCCCUCCCUCCUUCUCUCCCUCCCCCCUUUCUCUCCUCCCUCUCUCUCUCCUUCCUCUCUCAGGCCACUCAGCAGAGGUAAUCUCCUUGUCGUUUAACACAGUGGGUGACCAGCUAGUCACUGGCUCCUUUGACCACACUGUUUCUCUGUGGGAUGUUCCAUCUGGGAGGUGAGAGCCCAAGUGUUUGUGUGUGUGUGUGUGUGUGUUUGCGUGUCCAUCCAUGUGUGUGUGUGUGUGUGUGUGUGUGUGUGUGUGUGUGUGUGUGUGUGUGUGUGUGUGUGUUUGUGUUCGAGUCUAACCAUAAUUAACGCCCUCCUCUCAUUCUACCAGGCGUGUCCACACACUGAUAGGUCACAGAGGGGAGAUCAGCAGUGUUCAGUUUAACUGGGACUGCUCCCUUAUCAUCACCGGCUCCAUGGACAAAAGCUGUAGGGUGAGCUCUCACAUCCUCUCUUACAUCCCAUUUCACAUCAUGUUACAUCUCCUAUCAUCUCUCUCACAUCAUCUCUCUCUCUCUCUUUCUCUCCCUCUGGUAGAGACCUAUCUCUUUUAAGCUCUGCAUCAUUUAAAAAGGAAAAUGUAAUGCUUUAAUUAUUCCAAGAUGAAUCACGCUCGCUGGGUAGUUGUGUGAAUUAUUCACGUGGCUGCAUUCCUGAAGAGAAGAUUGUGAAGAGGGGAAAACACAACCAUUGUGUUGUUAGAGCACUAACCAAGCUGGUUAUUUUUGUAAAUGGCUUUUAAAAAUAGAUUAAUUAACAUUUUACGUUUUGCCAUUGUCUGUGUUUGUACGUGUGCGUGUGACUGUGUGUCUGUGUGUGUUUGUGAGUGUGCAUGUGCACGUGUGUGCUUAUGUAUGUGCACGUGUGUUUGUGUCCUAGUGUGUGUACCGGAAUGUGUGUGUCUAUGCUUCCCCAGGUGUGGGAGGCAGCGAGUGAGAAGUGUAUGGCCACGCUAGCAGGCCAUGAAGAAGAGGUGCUGGAUGUGUGUUUCGACUACACCGGUCAACUCAUAGCCACCGCCUCGAGCUCACGGUACGACCACAGGGAUACAGUAUACAAUAUAUCAUACUAAUGAUGUUCUAUUUAAUUAUGUGGGUACCUCUCUCUGCUGUGUCCAUGACUGUCAAUACAAAGUUCCUGGAUUGAACAAUGUCCCAGGCGCUGAACAACUAUAUCCGUACUGUACCCAGGCCAGCCACCCCCAUUUCACACUAUCAUGCCAACCCAAAUCGUACUGUGGUGGCUCAAAUAUUAAUUUUUCACAUUGUCCUUUCCAGAACAGUUCCUGCAACUUUGGUGUAUGACUAACCAGGCCAGCUCUAUUUAAUUCAUUUUAUUUUAAGGUUCAACUUCAUCUUCGCUCAAACAAUAACACCGGAUGAUUUGAGAAAUCAAUAUUUCCCCCUGCCUCUUAGGCACAGCGAGAGUGUACAGUGCUGCCAGCUACCAGUGCAUCUCCAGACUGGAGGGCCACGAGGGAGAGAUCUCCAAGGUGAGUCACUGAGACAGGUAAUGGUUCAAACAGGACCCAAAAUGGCCCCUCUCUCUCUGUCUCUUUGUCUGCCUCGGAGCAUCCGUCAGGGUACAGGACUAGACAGGAGGGAUGAGGACGGCAGUCCGUUUGCCGGGGGGAUGUUUCUACCUCUUGUUACUGAUUCUUGUGUCAGUUUCUAGGUCAACCAAGUCUUGACGAUGACAUAGAGAGACGUGACCCUGAAGGUGUCCCCACCUCAGGCCAGAGCGUUCCAGAAACAUCCGGGCUUGUCUUCCUGGUCUACAUAUAGGCUGAUUCCUGGUCUACCUAUAAGCUGAUUCCUGGUCUACCUAUAAGCUGAUUCAAAGCACUCCCUGAGUUUUUCUGCCUAGUUACUGUGAUUCCCCCUUUCCCCUGUAGUCUAAUUUGAUUGGCACUUUUCAUUUGCUCUUGUUUCAGUUCCCUGUAAUGUCACACCUUGGUUGUUUUAUUAACCAAACACCAUGACACAGUCUGUCCCUGCUCACUGUGUAACUGUAUUAACCACCGCUGUAUAGAGCCACAUGUGACCUGGGCCUGUGUUGUAGGUGACCCAGCUGUGACCUAAAUGUUUGUGUGAUCUUAUCAGGCUCUGCCAUUUGACAGUUCUGCCAGUGUAUGUGUGUGUGUGUGUGCAUCUUUGUUAGUGUGGGUAUACGUGUCUGCAUAUUGUGUGUGUAUGUGUGCGUGUUUGUUGCUCGGAGCCACAGCCACUAGGGGUCCCGAUUCAGACUUAGGAAAUGUACGCCUUUCCAACAGACACCUUUCCUACGCACUUCUCAAUAGUUGAUAUUCAGACUUAUCUUAUGCAGAUGCAUAAUGGGCUUUGCAUGCGUGGUUAACAUUUAUUAAACUGCUGAAAACCCUUCCACUUGUUGGCCAACCAUUUUCCUCAUGGAGUUUUAAUUCAAUAGGUUUUUCAGUACAUUUAUCUAAAUUCAUCCCUUUGUACCUUUAACUACAAUUGUAUUGACAUGCUCACUAGAAUAUAUGAAGAGAAUGGUUCAGAAUAUUAGGGAUCAAUGAAAGAAAAAAGAAAAAAAAGCUUUUCAGCAACAGUUGGUAGAUUUAAAAAUACUCUGAUCUUGUAUAUUUUUAAGGGUUAGGAAAGUAUUUAUGAAUAAUAAUAAAAAAAAGCUUUGGAGAGCCUUUAUGCACUAAAUAUAUUGGCGUAUCAAAAAUACAGUUGUUUGAUUCAUCCUGAAAAAUAAUCUGUAAAUCUAUAAAUCUUACCUAAUAAUCCUCACUUAUCAUGGAACUGUGAUGACAACAGUCCAGUCAUUGUGAAGGUUUAAACUGCUACAUAUGGUCUGCGUUCCAUAAUGAUUCAAAUAGUCUACAUGUCCCAAAUUAUUGCACAAUUUGUAAUCCGUUUGCCCAAUAUACUGUAAUCUACUAUUGUUAGCGAUCCUCAGGAACAACCAUACGAACGUGACAGACGAAAGAAAGAUCAACUAACAACGUAAUGGAAUAAUGCAAAAUGUAAGGAAACUAACACUAAAGUCAGUGUAUGUGGGUAUAGCUGACGGUGGCUACCAAUAGUGUCUAAUAUUUAACAAAACAAAUGGUUAAAAAAAUACAGAGAGAAGUCUGGGCAUAUAAAUAAAAUAUACUAGAAAUCAUAAAGUCUCCAAAUUUCAUACCAAGUUAUAUGGCCAGCAUUUCAUAAACUUCACUGUGGAAAAGUUAAUAUAAAUUUUUGUCAUUUAGCAGACACGCUUAUCCAAAGCGAUUUACAGGAAUAAUUAGUGAUAGUGCCUUGCUCAAAGACACAUCGACAGAUUUGUCACCUAGAGGAAUUGAACCAGCAACCUUUCGGUUACUGGCCCAACGCUCUUAACCGCUAGGCUACCUGCUGAUAUAUUGAUAUGCUUUAGUUUGCUGCCGUAUGACUGGUUUUACAUUUGGCUCCAACGAUCAUAAGGUAAAAUAUAUCUUAAAAAACGAUAGGUUGCUCGACCUGAUUCAUCAUUUCAUCGCGUGUAAAGGUGGUGGAAUUAUGAGGGAGUCGAGGUCAGAAUACGGCGUGUCUGUAGACACCUCCGCCACAUUCGUUUUUUAAAAUCUCCAGCCCUAACGAAUAGGGGGUGAAUAACAUGUUAUUCUCAUGCUUAAAUUCAAGGUCAGAAUACGCUUAGAGAGAAAAGUGCAUAAAAAGGGAAUUAUGUUCCAUUUAAGCGCACUUUACUCGGGUUGCCUCAUUGGCCUGCCUGUCUAGUGUCUGUUUACUGAAAGCCAUCAGGGCCCAUUUAAGCGCACUUUACUCGGGUUGCAAUUCCCCCCUGGUUGCCUCAUUGGCCUGCCUGUCUAGUGUCUGUUUACUGAAAGCCAUCAGGGCCCAGCCUCAGUAAUAGGCUGUAAAGAGGAUGAUUUCACAGGAUUAUGACACUAAUCUCCCUCAAACAGGACACCUCUAUCUCCCCUCCCUCCGCCUCUUACAUCUCGUUUUUCUUCACUCUCUCCCACUAUUUCUGACUCUGUCGGUCCCUGUUUUUACUUUCAUUCUAAUUUCCACUUUCGUCCCUCCAUCUCCCUCUCCCCCACUCUUCGUUGUUGCUUUCUUCCUCUCAUUAUGAGGGACCAGAUUGAAACGGCAGAAGCUGAUUUUUUCUUAAAGGUCCAAUGCAACCGUUUUUAUCUCAAUAUCAAAUCAUUUCUGGGUAACAAUUAAGUACCUUACUGUGAUUGUUUUCAAUUAAAAUGGUAAGAAAUUCUUAGCAAAGAGCAAUUUCUCAAGUAAGAGUUUUGCUAGGACUGACUGGGAGUGGUCUGAUUGGGGAGAAGAAAACUGAAAACUAGCUGUUAUUUACAGAGGUUCGGAACUCUCUUUCUUAUUGGUCUAUUAACUAAUUGACUGUCUGGUGAUGUCACCAGGCAGGCCAAAACUCCAUCCCACCAAAACAGGCUGAAAUCUCAGCUGGUCUUUUCAAACAGCUCUUACACUAUUAGGGCAUUAUCAUAAUUUUCACAAUUUCACAGUAUUCUUCCAACCUUAUAGUGUGGAAAUAUAUACGUUUUUUUUUACUGCACUGGGCCAUUAAAAUAAUGUCUUUAGAAUUAAUUUAAUAGAACCAAAUACUGCUAAAAACAUACAUUAAUUGUUUUGUUGAUAAAAUAUGCAGGAAAGAAUGUAAAAGAGUAAUUGAUAUGGAAUGUAAUCAUCUCAACAGAUACCAUUCACUUACUCCAUCUUCUUCUGCCUCAUCCUUCUCUUUCUCUUCUCUUUUUCCUCUCUCUUUUCACUACUCUCUUCUCUCUUCUCUCGUAUCCUCUUUUCUCAAAAUUCUACACCUCUGUGCUCUCCUUCUCUCUCUCCUCUAUGUGUAACCGGUGUGAAAUGGCUAGCUAGUUAGCGGUGCGCGCUAGUAGCGUUUCAAUCGGUGAUGUCACUCGCUCUGAGACCUUGAAGUAGUUGUUUCCCUUGCUCUGCAAGGGCCGCAGCUUUUGUGGAGCGACGGGUAACGGUGCUUCGAGGGUGACUGUUGUCGAUGUGUGCAGAGGGUUCCUGGUUCAAGCCCAGGUAGGGGCGAGGAGAGGGACGGAAGCAACACUGUUACAUGUGCUCCCUCUUAUCUUUGCUCCCCCCUUCUCUCUCUCCUCAGUGUCCUCUCUCUCUCUCCUCUUUUAGCUCAUUCCUUUUUUCUCGCUCUCCUCUGUGCUGUCAGUGUCACCCUCUCCCAGAGUUCUAUUUCCAUUUCCUGUCUGAGGGCUGCUCAUCCUUAAACACUCAUCACCCUGCAGCGUGAUACUUUUUAUAUAAACACUUUACUUUUAUGACAAUGCAGAGCCAGCAUAAUUUAACCCUCCUAGCCCCAUGUUUAUUUCUUCACCUCACUGUGUGUGCUUGUCGAUCUCUCUGAAGUCUAUCUGUUCCAUUAGAACCAUUCCACCAUAGGAAAUGCCUGGCCAUUUAACAGAGCUCCAUUUACAGUUAAUAGCCAUUUAAGAAUAUAGUGCUGACGUGCUGAAAGUUCCCCAUGCUCUAUUCUCAUUUGGUGGUUCCUAUCUCCUCUUGCACACUCCCUCAUCAGUGCACACUCCAUCCAGCCAUUCACUCCAUCACUCAUUUUCACUCUCAUAACACACACACACCCUUAUGUCAAUUUCAACCUCCCCUUCUUCUCCCUUGCAGAUUUGUUUUAACCCUCAGGGCAGUAGAGUUCUGACGGCCAGCAUUGACAAGAUGGCUCGCCUGUGGGAUGUCCAGUCUGUCAUCUGUCUGCAGGUCCUGGAGGGACACAUGGACGAGAUCUUCUCCUCCGCCAACUACGAGGGUGACGCCAUCAUCACAGGUAAUAUGUACCCUCUGUCAGGGCUGGGGUCAAUUCCAUUUCAAUUCAGCAUUGAGAAAAAUUGGAAUUGGAAUUUCAGUUUAGUUUCUGAAUUGCCUGAAAUGGAAUUGAGCCCAACCCUGCCCUCUACAUAAUCAUACCUAGUUAAAAUGCAAAGACGCCACUGCAACCUCUUCACAGCCAAACAAGCAUUAUUUUUUCUCCACCCACAAACACUUUAUCAAGGUUAAAAUGAACAGGCCACAGCUGGGUGAGGUGAGCUUCUGCCUCCUUUUCAACCACCUGUUCCUGUCUUCUCUCUGCUGCAGGCAGCAAGGACAACACCUGUCGCAUCUGGCGCUGACCCGUCCUAUGGUCAGUUGUCAGUAGGGUGUGUGAGGAGGGGUAGGCCAUCUGGACAGGUGACUCCAGUCUGACUCCUGAUGUCCAUCCCCCAACAAGAAGAUGACUCCAACAGGGCCCUGUUUGAAGACGCCCUUUCUGGAAGUUAUCACUAGGAGGUCACGUAUGUAGACCGGAUAGCUUUGGUGAAAGAAUUUGGUCCCAUUUUACUAUCUAGCACUGUCUAGAC
Messenger RNA from Coregonus sp. 'balchen', 16633 nucleotides. The record is from the annotation of a GenBank genome assembly. Lineage: Eukaryota; Metazoa; Chordata; Actinopteri; Salmoniformes; Salmonidae.